AUGGCCUCGUGUGUCCAUUCCAGUGCCCCGGAUCUGAUUCCACCAGGGUCCUCCCAAGCUGUCUAUCGAGAGGACUGCACUCAGUGCUUUGAUUCCAUUGACGAUGACGCCGGACUAAACGUUUGCCUACAAUGUUUCAAUGGCGGAUGUGCGGGCGAUAGAAACCAUGGCCUGCUUCACUUCCAGCGUUUUGGUCAUUCUCUGGCUCUCAACAUCAAAAGAACCCCGAAGAAAGUCCAGCGCGAUGAACCCCCACCCAAGAUCUCAAAACUUGCCAUUGCUGCCGAGACAGAUGAUGAUAGAUAUGACGUUGCUACGUCGGUGGUGUGCUAUGCUUGCUCUCAAGACAACGUGAACAAGGCCGACGGCAAUCUUCCCGCCGUGAUUGAAGGUGUUAUGACUGCAAUGACUCACUCAAAGAAAGAAGAAGUUAAGGCCUGGGAGCAAGAGUUUGUUCCCUGUGAGCAUACACUUUGUCUGGUCCAACAAGAAAACCUGAAAACCGCCUCAGCAGACUCGAACCACUGCAACGACUGCGACCUGGGCGAGAACCUCUGGCUUUGUUUAGAGUGUGGUAACAAAGGUUGUGGACGGAGUCAAUUUGGCGGGAGUCAAGGAAACUCACACGGUCUUACUCAUGCUGACUCAAAUUCACAUGCCGUUGCUGUCAAGCUCGGCUCUAUCACAGCGGAGGGUUCCGCGGAUGUUUACUGUUACAAGUGCAACGAGGAAAGAGUGGAUCCAGAGUUGGCCGCACACCUUGCUCACUGGGGUAUCUACUUGGCAGGACGGGAGAAGACUGAAAAGAGCUUGAUGGAAAUGCAGGUUGAGCACAACCUCAAAUGGGAAUUCUCUAUGAAAACAGAGGAUGGCCGGGAGCUGACCCCAAUCUUUGGCCCUGAUCUAACCGGCCUGGCCAAUCUUGGAAACAGCUGUUAUCUGUCCAGUAUCAUGCAGAGUAUAUUUUCGAUCACUGGAUUCCGCGAUCGAUACUAUCAUCCGUCCGAAGAGCCACCAAUGAGUCCGGCACCAGCCCAAGAUCUCGAAACCCAAUUGCGAAAACUUGCAGAUGGUAUUCUCUCGGGCCGAUAUUCCCGACCCGAUCCUCGCUCUGUACCAUCGGUGGAUGCAACCGAAGCUGCUCAUCAGAAAGGUGUGGCGCCGGCAAUGUUCAAAUACCUUGUUGGGCAGGGCCAUGAAGAGUUUUCAACCAUGAGACAGCAAGACGCAUUCGAGUUCCUUCUCCACCUCUUCAAGUUGGUGACCCGAUCAAAUCUCUCAAGUGGGCUGUACAACCCUGUACAGGACUUCCGUUUCCAAGUUGAGCAGCGCCUCCAAUGUUUGAAUUGCAAGAAGGUGCGCUAUAGAGUGGAUGAGCAAGAAAAUAUCUCAGUGGCCGUCCCUGCACGCCCAAUUACCAAUUCCGAGGAAUCCGGAACUGAAUAUGAGGCUGUGACAAUUUCUCAGUGCCUGGACAUAUUCACUUCAACAGAGGUUGUUGAGCUUACGUGUCCUGGUUGCGGCGGCAAGGAUGGCUUCUCGAAACGCUCGCUUUUUAAAACAAUGCCCAAGGAGUUGGUGGUCAAUGCUCGCCGAUUUGAGCUUGUCAACUGGGUCCCUACAAAGCUUGAUAUCCCUGUGCUUGUUGAUGACAAGACCCUGGAUUUCAGCUCCUAUGUUGCCGGAGAGCGUGAUCAGAACGAGGAGGAGCUACCAGAGGUUGAUGAAUCGACCGCAUUUGUCCCCAAAGCGGGAGCCCUCGAUCAACUUAUGGCCAUGGGAUUCCCCGCCGUGAGGUGUGAAAAGGCUCUACAUGCGACUGGCAAUGAAGAUCCGGAGGCUGCUAUGAACUGGCUCUUUGCCCACAUGGAAGAUGCAGACAUUGAUGAGCCACUUGUUUUGAAGGCAAAGAGCCCCGGAUCAGGUGUUGCGGAACAGGAUCCGAUGAAAAUCGCGCAGCUCGGAGAUAUGGGUAUCGAGGCCCCUCGGGCUCAGCGCGCCCUGGCUGCAACCGACGGCGAUGUCAACAGGGCAGUCGAUUGGGUCUUCAGUCACCCCGACGACGAGGACCUACCUACUGCUGACGACCACAGCCCACAAUCCGGUCACACCGCUGGGCUUACUGAUCUUCCAGCUCGCUAUGAACUGCGCUCAAUUGUGUGCCACAAAGGCACUUCAGUUCACGCAGGACACUACGUUGCAUUGAGUCGCAAGCAGUUGCCAGGUCAGGAUGGCCUUUCAUGGGUGAUGUUCAAUGAUGAAAAGGUUGUGAAGUUCGAAGAUACCGAGGCAAUGAAGAAGUCUGCAUAUGUCUAUUUCUUCACGCGGGUUUAA
Penicillium salamii is the source of this 2334-nucleotide messenger RNA. Lineage: Eukaryota; Fungi; Ascomycota; Eurotiomycetes; Eurotiales; Aspergillaceae. The record is from the annotation of a GenBank genome assembly.